Messenger RNA from Ambispora leptoticha, 165 nucleotides. Lineage: Eukaryota; Fungi; Glomeromycota; Glomeromycetes; Archaeosporales; Ambisporaceae. The record is from the annotation of a GenBank genome assembly.
AUGUCUAACAAGGGCCAAAAUAUCACGAUUCAAGUUCGUCUUAUUGAGGCAAAACUGAUGUCAGUAUUUUUGGCUCAAAUCCAAACAAUCGGGCGUCGAUUUAUCGUGUCUGGAAAUAAAAUGCACGAAAAUGGUAGUACACGAAAAAUUGGUAGUUACGCUUGA